Alosa sapidissima (American shad) is the source of this 615-nucleotide messenger RNA. RefSeq names its product hemoglobin beta embryonic-1.1 (gene hbbe1.1). The transcript has 3 exons. Gene Ontology annotation, cellular component: hemoglobin complex; blood microparticle; haptoglobin-hemoglobin complex. Gene Ontology annotation, molecular function: oxygen carrier activity; oxygen binding; haptoglobin binding. Gene Ontology annotation, biological process: hydrogen peroxide catabolic process; oxygen transport. Bases 68 to 511 code for a protein of 147 amino acids. The record is from RefSeq and is a predicted model, not a curated record. Lineage: Eukaryota; Metazoa; Chordata; Actinopteri; Clupeiformes; Clupeidae.
UCUUUCCACACACAGGUCUGGUUACCUUCACAUCUAGAUCGUGCAAAAAGUCUCAUUUAUCGCCAAUAUGGUUGAGUGGAGUGAUUUCGAACGCAGCACCAUCCAGAACAUCUUUGCUAAUAUGGACUAUGACGUCGUUGGCCCCAAAGCCCUUGCCAGGUGUCUUGUCGUGUACCCAUGGACGCAGCGAUACUUUGGCAACUUUGGAAACCUGUACAAUGCUGCUGCCAUCAUGGGAAACCCAAUGGUCGCCAAUCAUGGUAAAGUGGUGCUCCAUGGAUUGGAUAGAGCCGUCAAGAACAUGGACAACAUCAAAGCAACAUAUGCUGAGCUGAGCGUGCUGCACUCCGAGAAACUGCACGUGGAUCCCGACAACUUUAGGCUGCUGGCUGACUGCCUGAGUAUUGUUGUUGCUGCACAAAUGGGAACCGCUUUCACCGCUGAUGUCCAGGCCGCAUUCCAGAAGUUCCUGGCCGUCGUGGUGUCCUCCCUCGGCAGACAGUACCACUAGAGACUCUACACCUCCAACAAGAAAGCAAAUAACCAUCUGAUGCUUUCUGUGUCUUUGCAGAUGUGUAUACGACGUUAAUGCAAAUAAAGGUGUCCGCAAAAGUA